Saimiri boliviensis boliviensis (Bolivian squirrel monkey) is the source of this 2562-nucleotide messenger RNA. RefSeq names its product cysteine and histidine rich domain containing 1 (gene CHORDC1). Lineage: Eukaryota; Metazoa; Chordata; Mammalia; Primates; Cebidae. The record is from RefSeq and is a predicted model, not a curated record.
UGUUCCCGAGAGGAGGGCACUGGAGACACAGACACGCGGAGAGGUUCGUGCACUGUUCCUCUCCGCGUUUACUAAGCUCACAGCCCUAUCCUGACGAUGCGGAAACACCGUACGAUUGCACACCUACUGUGCACAGCUCAGGGCUCAGAAGAUACCCACCGGGCUGCCUAAGGCGCUGCCUCAAGGCAGGGAAGGAGGACGCCGGGCCGCAGGGGCUGAGAGGAGACGCGCGCUGCCAGGGCGGGCUGGGGAGGUCGGGAGGCAGCUGUCAGCCUCCCGCACGCCUUCAGUGGCUGCCCCGCGCAUUGUGCAUUUCUCCUCCGCUGCUGUCUGGGCUCCAGCUCCGACCCCCGGCGGCUACCAGCGGCAGCAGUCCGACCCGGGGCUAGCGCCGGCCUCCUACCGCUUCCUCCGCCGCUUUCCUUCUCCGCUGCGCCUGCGCGACCGGAAAAUUCGCGAAGGUUCCUGAAACGCCACUGAGCGUUUCCGGAAGCCGGCAGUCGCCUGGGUCGUCAGACCGGUGCUGGGGACGCGGGAGCGGCCGACGCAUCCUCUCGCCGGUCCCUGUGUUUUGGCCUUGCGCGUGACGGUGGGAACGGAAAAUGUCCUUGCUGUGCUACAACCGCGGCUGCGGGCAGCGCUUCGAUCCCGAGACCAAUUCCGACGAGGCUUGCACAUACCACCCAGGUGUUCCAGUCUUUCAUGAUGCCUUAAAGGGUUGGUCGUGCUGUAAGAGAAGAACAACUGAUUUUUCUGAUUUCUUAAGUAUUGUUGGCUGUACAAAAGGUAGACAUAAUAGUGAGAAGCCACCUGAGCCAGUCAAACCUGAAGUCAAGACUACUGAGAAGAAGGAACUAUCUGAAUUGAAACCGAAAUUUCGGGAACACAUCAUUCAAGCCCCUAAGCCAGUAGAAGCUAUAAAAAGGCCGAGCCCAGAUGAACCAAUGACAAAUUUGGAAUUAAAAAUAUCUGCCUCCCUAAAACAAGCACUUGAUAAACUUAAACUGUCAUCAGGGAAUGAAGAAGAUAAGAAAGAAGAAGACAAUGAUGAAAUUAAGAUUGGGACCUCAUGUAAGAAUGGAGGGUGUUCAAAGACGUAUCGGGGUCUAGAGAGUCUAGAAGAAGUCUGUGUGUAUCAUUCUGGAGUACCGAUUUUCCAUGAGGGGAUGAAAUACUGGAGCUGUUGUAGAAGAAAAACUUCUGAUUUUAAUACAUUCUUAGCCCAAGAGGGCUGUACAACAGGGAAACACAUGUGGACUAAAAAGGAUGCCGGGAAAAAAGUUGUUCCGUGUAGACAUGACUGGCAUCAGACUGGAGGUGAAGUUACCAUUUCAGUAUAUGCUAAAAAUUCACUUCCAGAACUUAGUCGAGUAGAAGCAAAUAGCACAUUGUUAAAUGUGCACAUUGUAUUUGAAGGAGAGAAGGAAUUUGAUCAAAAUGUGAAAUUAUGGGGUGUGAUUGAUGUAAAGCGAAGUUAUGUGACUAUGACUGCAACAAAGAUUGAGAUCACUAUGAGAAAAGCUGAACCAAUGCAGUGGGCAAGCCUCGAACUGCCUGCAGCGAAAAAGCAGGAAAAACAAAAAGAGGCCACAACAGAUUGAGUGGGAGAUAGGAGGAAGGCUGUUACCUGUUUCAGAAUUCUUAACACUGUGUGAAGUGGUGGCUUGCUGCUGUAAUCUUUUCUUGUUCUGUUACUGAAUCUGGCAUUUCAGGGUUAACAUUAGGUUCUUAAAAGCCAAAGUGAGUCUGUCUUUUUGUGCCUCUCAUCUUUCUUUUGUAUAAUUUAAGAUUGAUUAUUCAUUUCUCCUUAAUGGUAGGAACCACAGUUGCGUCCUGUACUUGAAGAGGCUGGAAAAUAGCCCAUAACCAUAAUUACAGUAUUUCUUUGUAUUUCUUUGUUAAGCAGAGAAAUAUUAAGGAACAUGUUUUUUACAUCUUUCUAUUCCAUAAUUAGUAAAGCAAGAUGAAAUGUCAAAUUUUAAUCAUUUUUUUCAUGGAUUUGUGUUUUUACAGUACUUGAAAAUAUUUCAGGAAGAGAUGAUGCUCUGCAGUUUUUUUUCUAUGUGGAAUGAUUACUUUUUUAAGGAGGAGUAAAUCUGGGAUAGUGUAGUAAGUAAAGGGAAAUAUAUGAAUGGUUUAACAAAUUAGAAUUUGUUUACAGCUACUUGAAUGUUUAAAUUACAUCAAAACUUACAUUACUUGCCAAGCAGUAUGAUGUAAAAGUAUAGGAAACAUAAGUAAGAAUACAGAGGUAUCAAUCUGGUUAAAAUUCACCAUUUUGUAAUACUAAGCAAUAAUCUUAAAAACCUCUUUCCUGAAUAUUUAAAUGUGUUUAUAUGGUGUUAUGACUAAAUUGUUACUGAUUUAUAGAGUAAACCCUCUUAAAACCUUUAAUUAGUUAAAUAUAAAAAGAAAGUAUAUAUAUUUGUCUCCCUGAUGGAAACCUAUAUAAAGUUGUAGACUUAAAAAGUUUGUGAAAAUGCAUUAGGAUAUCAGAAAACUAAAUAUAUGGACUUGCUUCAUGACUGUCUAUUACGUGUUAAAUAAAGUAACUCAAUUCUU